AUGUCUGCACAUAACCAAGAGGAGAAGCCAAAUCCAUUCACUCAACACCCUGGCGACGUGCAAGAUCCUUCGAACCCAAGUACUUCGCAUGUUGACGCUGCACGUCGCGCCCACUUCAUCCUAGAAUUCAAACGGCGGCCAUUUCCAAGUCUAAAGUCCAUGAAAGAGGACGCCGAGAAACCCGAUGGUCUCGAGAUGUUCAAGCAGCGCGUCGCGGAAGUCAAGUCCCAAUACGCAGACGAUCUGGCUGCGUUGCAACGCCUUCAUGGCGAAGAAUACCACGAGGACGCGCUGGACAAGUUUUUGAGCAAGGACGAGUCGCAGUACCUCGUCCCUAGCGAGAACAAUCCGACUGCGGUCGCUGCCUACAAAGCGAUGGAGGCCCUAUAUAACUCGCGCUCUCAAUACGUGCUGAACACCAAAUUCGCGGAUGAUCGAGAACGCCUCGAUCACACUUACCUUCACACCCUCUUACCCUUGGAAGGGCAGGUCGCCAGAAUCACCAAGCGCGAUGAGGAGAUGCGUCGCGAGAAGGCCAAAAGAUUCCCUGGGACCGUCGCCGAGUUUCGCGCGCUGGACAGCGAGACGCAGCUGCGUGUCGCGACGUACCUCACGUCGGACCCGUUGAAGCAGGAGAACAUGAGAGCGCAAUAUGGCUGGGUGUGGCGUCAGACACAGGCACUCGUCGAUAUGUGUGGUACAGAUGGCGGCUUCAUGAUAGAGGUCAAGGCAGCCGCUAGGAAGCAAUGA
This is a messenger RNA of Pleurotus ostreatus (oyster mushroom), 750 nucleotides long. RefSeq lists its product as uncharacterized. NCBI's taxonomy places the organism in Eukaryota, Fungi, Basidiomycota, Agaricomycetes, Agaricales, Pleurotaceae. The transcript has 4 exons. Bases 1 to 750 code for a protein of 249 amino acids. The record is from RefSeq and is a predicted model, not a curated record.